Messenger RNA from Eruca vesicaria subsp. sativa (arugula), 3773 nucleotides. The record is from the annotation of a GenBank genome assembly. NCBI's taxonomy places the organism in Eukaryota, Viridiplantae, Streptophyta, Magnoliopsida, Brassicales, Brassicaceae.
AAAAAAAAAAAGCUCAAAACCCUAGCGGCUGUAAAGUCCAGCCUCUCAAUUUCGAUUCAGAGAGCUCAGAGCCGAAAGUUCAUCCAAAGCCCAUUACCUACCCCCUCGUUGCCUUUCUAUGUUUUAAAUCUUUCGCCUCUGAUUCGCGCGUCUCCUUCCUCACGCUACACUCCGAAUUUUAUGGAUAACAAUACUUCUUUAAUGCUUAUUGAUAACAAUGGUUCUUUUGAAAUUGAUGACCAAUCCCAUAUGGAUGUUGACACCACAUCCCAAAACAAUUCCAUGGCAUUGGUCACCCCAACAAAGCCACCCACUGAUCUUGAUACAGAUGAUGGCUUGCUACCUCCUCAGCCUGGUAUACGCCGCAGGAGGAAGAAGUCUAUGGUCUGGGAACACUUCACCAUUGAAACCACUAGCCCUGGCUCUUCCAAGGCUUGUUGUAAACACUGCAGAAAAUCAUUUGCCUACAUCACUGGCCAAAAGCUAGCUGGAACAAGCCACCUCAAGCGUCACAUUCAGUUGGGUAUAUGCCCUAUGAGCCCAGAGACUCACCCUCAACUCACACAAGUCUCUGAGACCAAAGAUGCUCCUAGAAAACGCCAGAGGGCUUCUGCAGCUGCUGCUACACCUCUGGAUCAAGAUCGUUGCUAUAGUGAGAUGGCAAAGAUGAUGAUCAUGCAUGAGUAUCCUCUUCACAUGGUUGAGCAUUGUGGGUUUACUGGUUUUGUCAAUGCUCUUCGUCCUCAGCUUAGUAUGCCAAGCUUUCAUGCCAUUCAUGCUGAUUGUGUAGCUAUGUACUUGUCUGAGAAGCAGAAACUUUCAGCCUUUAUCAGUGAGAUUCCUGGUCAGGUGAAUCUCACUAUAGAUUUGUGGACAUCAAAUCAAUCUGUUGGAUAUGCGUUUGUGACGGGACACUUCAUUGAUAAGGAUUGGAAUCUAACUCACAGGCUUCUGAAUGUGGCUCUUGUUCCUUCCCCUGAUUCAGAUUUUGCUUUGAACCAACCUAUUGCAGCUUGUUUAUCCGACUGGAAUCUCGAGAGGAUGCUCUGUAGCAUCACUGUUGGGCAAUCAGUAGUGAAUAAAGUCUCUAUUGAAAACCUAAGAUGUUGUUUGUCUGCCAAGAACCAGCAUGUAAUGAAUGGUCAGCUGUUACUGGGGAAUUGCUAUGCUCGCCUCUUGAGUAGUAUGGCGCAAGAUGUACUUGGGGCUGAGGAUCUUCAAACUGUUAUUAAAAAGGUUCGUGAUAGCGUGAAGCAUGUGAAAACCAAAGACAGUUGCUCAGAGAGGUUUGAUGAAUUGAAGACACAACUUCAAACCCAUUCUACGAGAGAUCUCCGCAUUGACGACCAGACGAAAUGGGACACGACUUACAGUAUGUUAUUGGCUGCCUCUGAACACAAAGAAGUGUUUUCUUGUCUGGGGAACUGUGAUCUUGAAUAUAAAAUUUCAACAUCUCCUGAAGAAUGGAGACAGGUUGAGGUCCUUUGCUCGUGCUUGAAGAUUCUUUUUGACGCGGCUAAUGUUCUGACUGGUCCUGCCCGAAUGACAGCAAACGAUUUGUACCAUGAGAUGACGAAGCUUCAGCUUGAGCUGAGCCACGCAGCCAUGAGUGAAGAGCCAGAUGUUAGAAACAUGGCGACCCCACUAAGAGAGAAGUUUGAUGAGUACUGGAGAGGAUGUUUCCUGCUACUGGCAGUUGCUGUUGUGAUGGAUCCGCGCUUCAAGAUGAAGCUUAUUGAGUUUAGUUUCUCUAAGGCGUAUGGGGAAGAUGCAGAGAAAUGGAUCAGGAGUGUCGAUGAUGCUGUACAUGAUCUGUACCAUGACUAUGCUGAAAAGAGUCACUCACUGUUGGAAGCUUAUGUGGGCCACGGGAAUGAUGGCUUUUCUGAAACAGAUAUGGGUCAAGUUCACUUUCAUCCUGAAUACAACCAUUCAAACGAGCUUUCACAUGAUCAAAUAUAUGAACAGCCUAGAGAUGGCAAUCUGCCGAAUGAAAAGCCAAAAGACCAUGCUUUGAAUGAUCAUGAGUCUCAAGAAGCUGCUCAGACAGAGGAGACCCAGCUGGUUGAGGAACUUCCAUGUGAGAGCCAUCCCACUGAGGAACUGCCGCUGAAAAACCAACAAGUGGAGGAUACAGAUAUGACACAGGAAACGCAGCCGGUGGAGGAAAUGCUCCAGGACACUCAAUCAGUGGGAGAACUGGCUCAGGAGGCACAAUUGGUGGAGGAGAAGCAUGCUGACAAUGACACCCAGCUUGUUGAGGAAGUAGGACAUGAGACACAACUGAUUGAGGAAAUGGUUGAGAACACUGAACAAGUGGUUCAGGAGGCACAACUGGAUGAAGAGAACAUUGGUGACAUUCAGACUGUUAAGGAAGUAGGACAUGAGACACAACCGAUUGAGGAAAUGGUCGAGAACACUGAACAAGUUGAACAAGUGGUUCAGGAGGCACAACUGGAUGAGGAGAACAUUGGUGACAGUGACAUUCAGACUGUUAAGGAAGUUGGACAUGAGACACAACAGAUUGAUGAAAUGGUCGAGAACACUGAACAAGUUGAGCAAGUGGUUCAGGAGGCCCAACCUGAUGAAGAGAACAUUGGUGACAGUGACAUUCAGACUGUUAAGGAAGUAGGACAUGAGACACAACUAAUUGAAGAAAUGGUCGAGAACACUGAACAAGUUGAGCAAGUGGUUCAGGAGGCACAACUGGAUGAAGAGAACAUUGGUGACAGUGACAUUCAGACGGUUAAGGAAGUAGGACAUGAGACACAACCAGUGGAGGAAAUGGUCGAGGACACAGAACCAGUUGAGGAAAAGCAUGAUGACAUUCAGCCUGUUGAAGAAGCAGAACAUGAGACGCAGCCAGUAGAGGAAAUACUAGAGCAUACUCAGCCAGUUGAGGAAUUGGCACAUGAGGCACAAGCAGUGGAGCCCAUUCCCGAGCACAGCAAAAAUCCACAGAACGGUGAUUCUCAGUCACAUGCAAUGCCGCAGGAAGAAGCUGCGUUUACAAUCUCUCAAGAAGGUCACCACGUUGACGUCCUUCUCCAGGAAGGCCAUCACCUUGAAGCAUCUUCGCAGGAGUUUCCCCUCAUCACCAUUGGAGAUGGAUUCUCAGACUUUGAGCUUUACAUCUCUGAGGUUGGGAGUCGCGAGCAGAUGAAAUCGGAGCUCGACCAAUACCUGGAGGAAUCUCUGAUACCGCGAUCUCCAGACUUUGAGGUUUUGAGCUGGUGGAGCCUGAACCGAACCAAGUACCCUACUCUCUCUAAGAUGGCAGCUGAUGUCUUGUCCUUACCAUUUUGCACCGUCUCUCCUGAUUUUGUUUUUGACACUGAGGUGAAAAAGAUGGACAACUACAGGAGCUCCCUUGGACAUGUGACCUUGGAAGCUCUCUUCUGCGCCAAGGAUUGGCUCAAGCACGGUUCAAAGGCUUCCACGUCACAGAACAAUAUGAAGAGGGAACCGUGAGAGUGUAGCUUGGAACAAGACUUGGAUCAACGAGACUUGAGAGUUGAGAGUAAAUUUUUAAUGCUUUAGAACUUUGAGUUUUAAAUUUCAUACUCUUAGCAUUUGAACACAAAAAGUUACGAUGUAAAAUCUGAUUGUGAACUGCUUGAUCAUUAAUUUGUCAUGUGCUUGGUUUAUCUCUGUUGCGAUUCCAAGGCUCUUUUUGGUUUUUGACAUUAAAUCAUUUUAUCUUGGUAUGUGUGUAUAAUAUUUCUUGUUCAAAUUGUGGAGUUUAGUACAGAUAAUCCAUCGUCUUAAAAUUC